CUUUGAAUCAGUGGGUUCAAAUUAAAGUUAAUGCCUGACAGGAGCCACAUUUGGAAACGGUUAAUUAUCAGACGAAAUAAAAUUGACGUCGCGCUUGGACCGAGACAUUCACUUUAAUACCAAAUUGCAAACAUGCAAUUGUUGGAGACGAUUUUGUUUGAGCCAGGAAAAGGGUUUUAUCUUUUGGACUAUCACUUGGAUAGACUCCUCACGUCGGCACAGUAUUUCAAAGGCGUUGACGGAAGAUUUGACAGUAUGCCGUCUGCAGAAGAAAUUACAGCCAAGCUACAGCAUGAUAUUCCACAAAAAGAUGGACCACAGAGGGUACGUCUCCUUGUCAAUUCAGAUGGUGAGGUCGAGUUGCAGCAUACACCAUUAAGUGAGUUGCCGCUGUUAUGCAACAUUAACGAUAAGGCAGAUACGAGAAAGCCAUUGCUCGUUGCCCUUGAUGUCCAACCUACUGAAAGUCAGUCGCCAUAUGUGCUGAACAAAACAACUCAGCGCGAUCUAUACAAUGCGGCAAGAGAUCGUUUAAAAUGUGACUUUCAUGCAGGAGAGUUAGGCAGAGAAGAAAACACAUUUGACGUUCUGUUGUUCAACCAAAAUGGCGAGAUCACAGAAACGAGCAUUGCUAACAUAGCGAUAGAAAAGGAACCAGGCAUAUGGAUCACUCCCAGAGUCAAGUGUGGAUUGCUGCCAGGUGUGUUCCGUCGGCAUUUACUGGAAAGUGGACAAGUCCAAGAAGGCAUUAUCCAUAUAGAUGACUUGAAAAGCCAGCGAGGCGUCUCGCCACGUAUCCGGUGUUUUAACUCGGUCCGUAAAGUAUACGACGUCCGACUCCUUAUACCAUGAAGUCAUAGCUCUUUAAAAAAGGAAAGAGAGUGGUAUUCGUAACGAUCUCAACUCCAAACAAUAACACCAUAAACCAGACAUAGAAUGUGAAAUUUUACAUAGUUUCUAAUUAUUUGGGCCAGAGCAACAUCUGCUCGUGUUAUUGUUGUUUGAAGUGAGUAAUUCUGUUCAAUUUUUUGGUUUCAAAACUGUAUAGAGUCGAUGAUGGUGAUGGAGCUAUAUAUUUUUUUAUCGGCCAAAGGUUGAUUUAAAGGUUAAGAAGCAAUCGUCUUGGGUCCUCAACCAUCUCCUUCAGCUUCACAAGGAAAGUGACAGCCUCGCGACCAUCAAUGACUCUGUGAUCGUAGGUGAGAGCGACAUACAUCAUAGGGCGGAUCUCAACCUAACAGUACGAAUGAUAGAGA
This is a messenger RNA of Umbelopsis ramanniana AG, 1256 nucleotides long. RefSeq lists its product as uncharacterized. Gene Ontology annotation, molecular function: catalytic activity. The transcript is spliced from 4 exons. The coding region runs from base 133 to 852 and encodes 239 amino acids. Gene Ontology annotation, biological process: carboxylic acid metabolic process. Lineage: Eukaryota; Fungi; Mucoromycota; Umbelopsidomycetes; Umbelopsidales; Umbelopsidaceae. The record is from RefSeq and is a predicted model, not a curated record.